UCGCGGCUUUAUUUCAUUCUCCCUUACAUUUUAUUAAUAAUAACUCGGAAUGAGAGUCUUUUAUUGAGUGUAGAUUUAAAUAAAAGUUACUUUGUUAAGGAUUCGUUAGCUAUGUGACAAUGAAUUAAUAUUUUCUCGUUGUGAUUAGUGCAUUUGGGGCCACGAACUCCACGCUGUGUACCAUGAGAAGCUCUGUGUAGUAGGUAUAAGUAAAGAGAAUCAACGAUGAUGGCUUCGAUGUCGGCCGGCGGGCCGGGGGACCCGCACACGCAAAUGAACACGUACCGUAGCUACGUGACUAUGCUGGCGGACCCCGGCGCUAAAGAUGAGAUCAAACUCAAGGCGGCGCAGGAACUGAGCGAAAAUUUCGAGGUCAUAUUGAGUUCACCUCAAUAUCCUCAAUUCCUGGACCACUCACUCAAGAUAUUUCUCAAGAUACUGCAGGAGGGUGAGCCUCACUUCAUAGCAGAAUACAAUAUUCAACAAGUGAGGAAGCUUAUACUAGAAAUGAUACACCGUCUUCCUAUCAGUGAGACACUUAGGCCUUAUGUAAAGAGCAUACUGAUUCUUAUGUUGAAACUGAUGGAGAUAGAGAAUGAAGAGAAUGUUCUAGUUUGUUUGAAGAUUUUCAUGGAAUUACACAAACAGUACAGGCCUCCAUAUAGCACUGAAGUUGAUAUACACAAAUUCCUACAGUGGGUAAAAGGCAUUUAUUCAGAUCUGCCAAACCAUCUGCCUAAAAUAUUUGAGCCCAAACCAACAAUAAGGGUGAAGGACCUCUCCGAAGUAAACAUUGAGCAGCUGCUGCAGGAGACAUACACCACCACACCCAUACACACUGAAAAGAAGUUGCUUGAUGGAAGUGUUGUUACUUACAAUUUGAUACCAAGAUCAGUGCUGUCAUUGAAAGUGAUACAAGAGUUACCAAUCAUAGUAGUUCUAAUGUAUCAAUUGUACAAACAGAAUGUACAUCAGGAAGUAAGCAAUUUUAUUCCUCUCAUAAUGGAGACAAUCACUUUGCAGCCAGCUGCUAACCACAGACAAUCAGCGUCAUUCAACAAAGAAGUGUUUGUGGACUUUAUGGGGGCUCAGAUAAAGACGCUGGCGUUUCUUGCGUACAUUAUCAGGAUAUACCAGGAUACCAUAGCUAACCACGCCAGUCUCAUGGUGAAGGGCAUUAUCGGCCUGCUCACCCUAUGUCCGCCUGAGGUGGCGCACCUGAGAAAAGAAUUAGUUAUAGCUACUCGACACAUCCUUGCUACGGAUUUGAGACUUAAGUUUGUCCCAUACAUGGAGCGCCUGUUCGACGAGGAUGUCCUAUUAGGCGACGGAUGGACUGUCCACGAGACACUGCGCCCGCUCGCAUACUCCACACUAGCUGACCUUGUGCACCAUGUGCGACAACACUUGCCUCUAACAGAUCUAGCCAUUGCCGCUCAUCUGUUCUCCAAAAAUGUACAUGAUGAAUCCCUACCGACUAGCAUCCAAACAAUGUCCUGCAAGUUACUACUGAACCUCGUGGACUGCAUUCGUCAGCGGUCUGAGAGCGAGGGUGCAGCAGCGUCAGGCGCGCAGCCGCAGGGCCGACAACUGCUCAUGCGCAUACUUGAGGUAUUUGUGCUCAAGUUCAAGACCAUCUCCAAACUCCAGCUACCAGCACUUAUGGCAAAAUGUAAAAUGACGCCUGUUGCCACUAACGGGAAUGGCACUACUCCUAGCACACCCACCAUUCUAGCACCGGUUACUUCCAGUGAAAUAAAGUUAGAAGAGGAAAAACCCACUCCAGAUCUAUUAGAUAGUCUCUCCAAACCCGAGGAGAAAUCCAAAAUUGGAUUUCCAUCUUCACAGUUGAAUAACUUAAAUGUUGGAGACUAUAGAACACUGGUGAAGACUUUAGUGUGCGGUGUGAAGACUAUUACAUGGGGUUGUGCAUCUUGUAAGACUGCGCCAACGACCGAAGGUCAACCAGCGACUACUAUAACUGGUCAGAAGCAACUAAGUCCCCGAGAGACGCUGGUUUUCAUUAGACUGGUGCGCUGGGGCUUGCAGUCUCUGGAUAUUUAUACUUUAUGUGCUCCUCGGGCUCCCGUCAUGCCUCCAGCCAUGCCCCACGUACGAUCUAAGGAAGAGAAAGAGGUUCUAGAGCACUUCAGUGGUGUGUUCUCCAUGAUGAACCCGCAAACGUUCCAAGAGAUAUUCACCGCGACAAUUUCUCAUAUGGUAGAAAGAAUCAACAAAAAUAUGACGUUGCAAAUAAUUGCCAACACAUUUUUAUCGAACCCCGCGACGUCGCCCAUAUUCGCGACUGUUCUCGUCGAAUAUCUCCUCAAACGAAUGGAAGAAAUGGGCACCAAUGUUGAGAGAUCUAACUUGUAUUUGAGACUUUUCAAACUAGUGUUCGGUUCAGUUAGUCUGUUCCCCACUGAGAAUGAGCAAAUGUUGCGUCCGCAUCUCCACAGUAUUGUCAACAAGGCCAUGGAUUACGCCAUGACUGCUAAAGAACCUUACAAUUAUUUCUUGCUCUUAAGAGCUCUCUUCCGUUCCAUUGGCGGCGGCAGUCAUGAUCUCCUAUAUCAGGAGUUCUUACCACUUUUACCCAACUUACUAGAGGGUUUGAACCGCCUACAAAGUGGUCUUCACAAACAGCACAUGAAAGACCUAUUCGUCGAGUUGUGCUUGACCGUACCCGUCAGACUUAGCAGUCUAUUGCCUUAUCUACCGAUGUUGAUGGAUCCGCUAGUGUCAGCUUUAAACGGUUCUCACACGUUGAUAUCUCAAGGCCUGCGAACUCUCGAGCUCUGCGUGGAUAAUUUGCAACCUGACUUUUUAUAUGAACACAUACAACCCGUCAGAGCGGACUUGAUGCAAGCGCUCUGGAGGACGUUGCAGAACAAUGAAGUUGCAAGGAUAGCAUUUAGAGUGCUCGGGAAAUUUGGUGGCGGCAACCGUAAGAUGAUGAUCGAGCCGCAGAGACUCGAGUAUCGCGAGACGGAUGCGCCGCCACCCGCCGUUCAAGCCUAUUUCCAAGAUCAGUCAAAACCGUUAGAUUUCGAAGUAGAUAAGGUAAUUGAAACAGCCUUUUCUGCGUUAAAGUCCAGCACAACCGAUCCGUUCUACCGCCGUCAAUGCUGGGAAGUAUUGAGAUGCUAUCUUGCGUCAUCACUUAAUUUGGACGACGAUAAAGCCACCCUGCAGAAACUUUUCAACCAUCCGAGCUUCCUUGAUGGUAAAAUCAUAACACAAAAUGGACCUUACUACAAAUGCACAAAUACUAUCGUUAGAAAUACCCAUCGCACAGCGUUGACUGGAAUGUUUGUGGCAGCUGCCAUCAAAGAAUUACGCCAUCACGUUUUACCAACAAUGGUAUCACUCGUGCGACAUUAUACUCUAGUAGCCAUAGCUCAAGAGGCAGGACCGUUUGCCGGUUCCGGAACACCCAAAGAAGGUCUCGAUCCACUGGUUCUCAUCGAUGCCAUUGCGGUUGUGAUGGGGCAUGAAGAAAAAGAGCUUUGCAAGCCGGGACAUCUUGCUCUGGUGCUGAUGAUAGAAACCGCAGCAACCGUACUGGGAGGUAAAGAACGCGCAUGUCGCCUGCCCUUGAUGGAGUACUUAGCGGAACGAAUGUCGGCGUUGUGCUACGAACGCGCUUGGUACGCCAAGUUGGGCGGAUGCAUCGCCGUGAAAUUUAUGUUUGAAAAAAUGGCUCCGGAGUGGGUUUACAAGCACGUGUUCACGUUCCUGAAGGCAGUUCUGUUCGUGAUGAUGGAUUUGACGGGCGAAGUAUCAUCUGGAGCUAUAGAUAUGGCGACGGUGAACCUGGAGCGAUUGGUUCGCGUGUGUGUCACGGGCCCGGCGGGACAGGUGGAGCCGGAAGGAGAAGUAGCCGCUGCAAAGGCUAGGGCUCUACAUGACGUGCUUCAAGAACUUGUGCUGCAAGUGACGAGCCCACAUCUUCUAGUCAGACAACAGGCAAUGAAGUCUUUGGAGCUAAUAGCAGAAUUACAAGGCAAGACUGUGACAGAAGUGAUGGAUCCUCACAGAGAGGUGUUGGCGGACAUCAUCCCUCCGAAGAAACAUUUGCUUCGUCACCAACCUGCUAAUGCCCAAAUGGGACUCAUGGACGGAACUACAUUCUGUACUACUUUGAAACCAAGACUCUUCACUAUAGAUCUGAACAUAAAUGAGCACAAAGUAUUCUUCCGGGAGUUGUUAUCUCUCUGCGAAGCGGAAGAUGCGAUGUUAGGCAAACUCCCGUGCUACAAGGGUGUCAACUUGGUGCCGCUGCGAGCGUCCGCCCUGCGCGCCCUCGCGGCUUGCCACUAUAUACAAGAGAAACACUGCCGGGAGAAGAUCUUCCAAGUGCUUUACAAGUCACUAGAGAAAAAUGAUACGGAGUUACAACAGGCUGGAUUUGAAUGCAUGCAGAAAUUCCUAUCCGGAUUCCAAAUAGACAUGGAGAUGGUGCAUCCGGUGAUGCGACCACUCCUCCUCACACUUGGAGACCACCGAAACUUGAGCGUGAAUGGCGCUAAACGACUCUCAUAUUUGACUCAGCUGUUUCCCUCAACAUUCAGUGAGAAGCUAUGCGAACAAUUGUUACAACUAUUGAAGAAACUUCUAGAUUAUUCUAUACAGACUAAUAGAGGUGGAAACUUCCUCCAAAGCGUGUCAAAGAACAUGGAGAACGAGCAGAAGAUAAUAAUUCUGAUCGGCAUCUUCCAUCAAAUCCCGGCGGCGUCCCCGCGGUUCAUCGACGUACUGUGCCGACUCAUCUUCCACACGGAGAAGUCGCUCAUGGUGGAAGCAGGCUCGCCAUUUAGGGAGCCGCUUGUGAAGUUCCUUAUAAGGUACCCAAAAGAAACACUAGACUUAAUCAUGAUGGACAACAACAUCAAAGACCAGCAGUGGAGUAGAUUCCUCAUCUUCCUCAUCAAGCACCCAGAAGCCGGCGGAACAUUCAGGGAAGCCUUGCAGACUUCUAAGAAGCCCCGUCUUAUGCAACUGUUGGCUACUAACACUGGGGCUGCCGCGACCACCCUACCACAGGCAGAUAGGGCAGAGAUGCAGUUCCAAGCGAUCAGAGCCGUAUCGCUAUUGAUUAAGUUCGAUGAUCAGUGGAUGUCGACUCAACAUGAUCUCAUGGAAAUGAUUAAGCGGAUUUGGUGCAACGACCAGUAUCAUGAGAGCCACAAAAAAGUGGAGAACAUAGACUGCACGCAUUGGAAGGAGCCUAAGCUGAUCGUGAAGAUCCUGUUGCACUACUUCUGUCACCAUCCGAACAACAUAGAACUCCUCUUCCAGCUGCUGCGAGCGUUCUGUGAUCGAUUUAUACCCGAUUUCCAGUUCCUCCGCGACUUUCUAGAGAACACGGUUGCGCAGAACUAUACGGUGGAAUGGAAACGGUCGGCGUUCUUCCGAUUUGUGGAGCACUUCUCAGACGACAGCAUGUCUCAGGAGUUGAAGGCAAAGGUCCUACAGAUGAUCCUGAUUCCUUGCUUCGCCAUCAGCUUCGACAAGGGCCAGAAGAUCGUCGGUGGAGCACCCGCGCCUUAUCAUGAUAGCCCUGAUAAUAUCGUCUCUGUGUUUAUCAACAAUGUGAUAGAUCCGGAGAAUCCGUUCGCGUGUUCGGACGCGGUGCGCAUAUCAUUACUCCAGUUCGCGUGCCUACUGCUAGAGCAGGCGUCCGCGCACAUCCACGACGCGAACAACAAGAAGCAGGGCAAUAAGCUGCGCCGGCUCAUGACCUUCGCCUGGCCCUGUCUGCUCGGCAAGAACUAUGUCGAUCCUGCUACUAGGUAUCACGGACAUUUGUUGCUCAGUCACAUCAUCGCGAAGUUCGCGAUACAUAAAAGAAUCGUUCUGCAAGUGUUCCACAGCCUACUAAAAGCCCACGCUGUAGAGGCAAGGUCGGUGGUGCGACAGGCACUAGAGAUCCUUACACCGGCUAUGCCCCAGCGGAUGGAGGACGGUAACACGAUGCUCACGCACUGGACCAAGAAAAUCAUCGUCGAGGAUGGUCAUUCGGUGCAGCAGCUCUUCCACAUACUACAGCUUGUUGUUAGACAUUAUAAGGUGUAUUACCCGGUACGUCACGCGCUGGUCGGCCACAUGGUGGCGGCGAUGCAGCGGCUGGGGUUCUCGGCGACGGCCUCGCUGGAGCACCGCCGCCUCGCCGUCGACCUCGCCGAAGUGGCGCUCAAGUGGGAGCUGCAACGCAUCCGCGAUCACACGCAUGAUGAUAAUGUGGCGACAUCGCCAAGCGGCGCACUGAAGCGCAUAUCAUCAGACGACAGCAUGUCGGAGCCACGCAAGGCUCUGAACACGGGCUGGGCCAGUCCGCAAGCCAGCGUGUCGCGGCUCGAACCUGACGCCGCCAAGCCGCUGGACCGACAACACGUCGACGUCGUCGUCAACCUGCUGCUACGCCUAGCAUGCCAGGUGAACGAAGGCGCGGGUGCCGGCGGAGGCGGUGCGGCGGGGUCCCCGGGCGAGCAGCUGUCGCGCCGCUGCGUGCUGCUGCUCAAGGCCGCGCUCAAGCCCGACGUGUGGCCGCAUCUCUGCGAGCCCAAACUCGCUUGGCUUGAUAAAGUAUUCGCAACAGCAGACUCGAACGCCGCAGCCUGCGCGAACGCAUGCACGGCUUUAGAACUGCUAGUAUUUCUUCUAACUGUGCUAAGACGCGACCAGGCACUUGUGGCACUCAAACCGCUACAACGCGGGCUAGCCGCUUGCGUAGCCUCUAACAAUGCCAAGAUAGUGCGGCUCACCCAUAACUUGUUAGCUAAACUGACCGCACUAUUCCCUACUGAACCCACCGGAGUUGCCCAAGUUUCUAAGUACGAAGAGCUAGAAACCCUGUAUGCUUGUGUAAGCAAGUAUGCGUUCGAAGGGUUAGCUACAUACGAGAAAUCAGCUCCGGGGAACGCGGCUACAGCUUUACACGGGCCGCUGAUGAUGUUGAAGGCGUGUUGUUCUUCCAACCCUGGGUACAUCGACCGGCUGGUGUUGCCCCUGAUGCGGGUGCUGCACCGCAUGGUGAAGGACCACGUGUCGUCGGCGGGCGGCGCGGCGGCUGGGGCGGCGCCCGCCGCGCCCGCCGCCGCCAGCAGCGCCGCGGCUAGCCAGGACCCCUCGCUUUCUGAUCUGCUCAUUCUGGCGCUAGACCUGCUGAAGGGCCGCGUGUCCGUCAUGGCGGUUGAUACUCGAAAGACUUUCAUUGGCACUGUACUAGUCGGGCUUAUUGAAAAAACUACCGAUCCCAAGGUGAUGAAAGCAAUAACGCGCAUGGUAGAGGAGUGGGUGAAGUCUCGCAGUGCCAGCGUGGCACUAGGCGCGGGGGCGGCGCCGUCGCUCAGAGAGAAGUCCAUACUACUGGUCAAACUGAUGCAGUACGUCGAGAAACGCUUUCCGGACGAUCUGGAGCUUAACGCGCACUUUCUGGACAUCAUCAACUAUGUGUACAGAGACGAACAUCUAAAAAUGACAGAGUUAUCAAUGAAACUCGAACCAGCCUUCCUCGCGGGCCUCCGGUGCCCUCAACCACACAUCCGUGCCAAGUUCUUCGAGGUGUACGACACGAGCGUGCGCCGGCGCAUAUUCGACCGGCUGCUCUACAUCAUAUGCUCGCAGAAUUGGGAGCACAUCGGACAACACUUCUGGAUCAAACAGUGCUUGGAACUCCUGCUUGUGUGCUGUGUCUCUAACUCCCAAAUCCGCCUGUCGAACACGAAAUACCUUCUACCAAGUAUCACAGCUGUAAUCAACUGGGCGGACAGUGAGGAGCGAAAAUCUUUCGUCAUCUUCAGCUCGGUUAAGGAAGAGUCCAGUGACGGAUUCAGUGACUCCCUCGACCCGGACAAGGAAGAUGUCCUUGAUAUGGACCUCGAUUCCAACUCUACUCAUAAAGAAGAUCUCACUAAGAAUCAACCUAACAGGCAACGCGCAAUAAACCAGAUAGUAUGCAAGCAGUCUGAGUUCCUGGAGCUGGCGCGACGCGUGCGCACUGAGCAGCUGGUGGCGGCCGCGGCACAGUUGUGUCAUAUGGACGACGUGCUGGCCCAUCAUACCUGGCUGAGGCUCUUCCCUAAACUGUGGAGCACCCUGGAUGAUAGGCAGCUUGGAACCGUAAUGAAUGAGAUCGUGCCGUUCAUAAUAUCGGGUAUCCACGUGAUACAACGCGACCAGCCGCAGAGCGCACUCAAUAGCUUCAUCGAGGCGCUCGCUCGCUGCAACCCGCCAAUCACCAUCAAACCGCCUAUGAUGAAAUACCUCGGCAAGACUCACAAUCUGUGGCACCGAAUGACGCUGAAUUUAGAACAAAUGGCCAUAGACCAGGCUGCAGGUCGCACGCCACGCGACCAACUCGAGAUAUAUGAUUAUGACACUGAAACUACCACACCGACGGAAACACUCGACUCACUUAGUGACAUGUACGAACUGCUGCAAGAAGAAGACAUGUGGUCGGGAUUGUGGCAGAAACACGCGCGGUAUCGCGAGACCAACGUCGCCAUCGCGUACGAACAACAAGGAUUCUUUGAACAAGCACAGGCCGCAUACGACGUCGCAAUGGCUAAACUAAAGCAAGAUUACACCGCCAACCCAACAACGUACAACAUACACAAGGAAUGCACUCUCUGGACUCAGCACUGGAUCAAAUGCGCUCGAGAACUGAACCAAUGGGACUCGCUACUAGACUUGGGACUCACUCGGGGCUCGCGGGACCCAUUCCUGAUACUGGAGAGUUCAUGGAGGAACCCCAAUUGGCCGACCAUGAAAGAUGCUCUUGCUGAAGUGGAGUAUAAUUGCCCUAAGGAAUUAUCAUGGGUCGUGAAUCUGUAUCGCGGCUACCUGUGCAUCUGCGCGGGCGGGGAGCAGCAGGUGGCGGGCGUGGAGCGGCACGCGGAGGCGGCGGCCGCGGCCUGCCUGCGGGACUGGCGCCGCCUGCCGCGCCUCGUCAGCCACGCGCAUCUACCGCUGCUACGCGCCGCGCAGCAGCUCAUGGAGCUCAGCGAGGCCGCGCAGAUACACUCCGGCUUGCUCCACAGCCGUCCGACCUCCUUACACGACAUGAAGGCAAUAGUGAAAACGUGGCGUAAUCGGCUACCGGUCGUAGCGGACCCUCUAUCGCACUGGGGCGCCAUAUUCACGUGGCGUCAACACCAUUACCAGUUCAUAGCGUCGCACUACGACUCGCAGACCGAACACGCCGCCAAUCACAGCAUGUUAGGCGUGCAUGCUAGUGCGCAGGCCAUUAUACACUUCGCAAAGAUAGCGAGAAAACACAAUUUGUCUGGCGUGUGCCUUGAUUCAUUGCAUCGCAUCUACACGAUACCGAGCGUGCCCAUAGUAGACUGCUUCCAAAAGAUUCGGCAGCAAGUCAAAUGUCAUAUACAGAUGUCCUGGACGGAGGGGAAGGACGAACUGCAAGAGGGCUUGGACAUGAUAGAAUCUACCAAUUUCAAAUACUUUACUAAGGAAAUGACAGCUGAGUUCUACGCAUUCAAAGGAUUGCUUCUAGCUCAGUUAGGACGCUCAGAAGACGCCAACAAGGCGUUCGCGGCGGCGGUACAGCUCCACGACACUCUGGUGAAAGCGUGGGCGCUGUGGGGCGACUACUUGGAGCAGAUCUUCAUCCGGGACCCGCGCCAAGUGCAGGUCGGAGUAUCCGCCAUGACCUGCUUCCUGCACGCCUGCCGCCACCAGAACGAGUCCAAGUCCAGGAAGUAUUGCGCCAAGGUACUGUGGAUGCUGAGCUUCGACGACGAGAAGAACAGCCUGGCAGAGGCGCUGGACAAGUACUCGGUGGGCGUGCCGCCCGUGCAGUGGCUGCCCUGGAUCCCGCAGCUGCUCGCCUGCCUCGUGCAGUACGACGGAAACGUCAUACUCAACCUGCUCAGCCAUGUUGGUCGUCUAUAUCCCCAAGCCGUAUACUUCCCCAUCCGCACGCUAUACCUGACCCUGAAGAUAGAACAGCGUGAGCGACACAAGAGUGCGGAGACCCUAGCCUCGCAUGUACCACACCAAACUGCCGCCACUGCCUCCCACAGCAAGGCCAACGAAGGCGCGUCGUCUUCGUCCAGCGGGUCCGCGGAGACUGGCCCCAUCAAGGCCACGUUGCCCAUGUGGCGCUGCUCCAAGAUCAUGCAGCUGCAGCGCGAGAUACACCCCACCGUGCUCUCCUCCCUCGAGGGGAUUGUUGAUCAGAUGGUGUGGUUCCGCGAGAACUGGUACGAGGAGGUGCUGCGCCAGCUGCGCGCGGGGCUGGCUAAGUGCCACGUGGUGGCGUUCCACCACCGCGCCGCCGUAGCCGACGCCACCGUCACGCCGCAUACGCUCAACUUUAUCAAGAAAGUCGUCUCCACAUUCGGCAUCGGGAUUGGCAUCAAAAGUGUUUCAAGUUCUGUAAGUGGUGCAUUCUCUUCAGCUGCAUCGGAGAGCCUCGCGCGGCGAGCGCAGGCCACCGUGCAGGACCCAGUCUUCCAGAAGAUGAAGAGCCAGUUCACCGCCGACUUUGACUUCACCCAGCCCAAUGCUAUGAAGCUCCAAAACCUCAUACAGAAGCUGAGGAAGUGGGUCAAGAUACUAGAGGCCAAAACAAAGGUGUUGCCCAAAUCGUUCCUGAUAGAAGAGAAGUGCAGGUUCCUGUCUAACUUCAGCUUGAAGACGGCUGAAGUGGAACUGCCAGGCGAGUGCCUGCUUCCCAAACACACUCACUACCACGUGCGGAUCGCUCGGUUCAUGCCGAGAGUUGAAAUUGUCCAGAAACACAACACGUCCGCACGAAGACUCUACAUUCGCGGGCACAACGGGAAAAUAUACCCUUACUUAGUAGUAAACGACUCAGGGUUAGGAGACGCGCGGCGUGAAGAAAGAGUGCUGCAGCUACUGCGAAUGUUAAACCACUAUUUGGGAAAACAGAAGGAAACGUCUAGAAGAUUCUUGCACUUUACUGUACCGCGCGUUGUGUCCGUUUCGCCGCAAAUGCGUCUCGUGGAGGACAACCCAAGUUCGAUAUCUUUACUGGACAUAUAUCGUACUGAAUGUGCUAAUAGGGGUGUGGAAUACGAUGCUCCCGUGGCGCGUUACUACGAGCGAUUGGCAGCCGUACAAGCUCGCGGAUCACAGGCUUCACAUCAAGUACUGAGGGACAUCUUGCGGGAGGUGCAAGCCACAAUGGUGCCAAAGGGCAUGUUGCGAGAAUGGGCGGCAGCGACGUUCGCGGCUCCGACAGACUAUUGGACGUUCCGUAAGAUGCUCACCCUGCAGCUGGCGCUCUCGAGCUUCGCCGAAUACGUGCUCCACUUGACCAGGCUCAACCCCGACAUGAUGUACGUCCACCAAGAUUCCGGACUCCUCAACGUAUCAUAUUACAAGUUCGACGUCGACGAUACCACGGGCGAAUUAGAUGGCAACCGGCCGGUGCCGUUCAGGCUGACCCCUAACAUCUCUGAGCUGCUGACCACUAUAGGUAUCACCGGCCCACUCACCGCAUCCUGCAUCGCCGUGGCUCGUUGCCUCGUCACGCCCAACUUUAAGAUCCAAUCCAUUCUGCGCACGAUCCUUCGAGAUGAAAUGGUUACCGGAUACAGAAAGCGUUUGGAAGACAAAUCAGGAAUGCCUUCCGCGGGUACAUCAGCCGAAAGCAAACCAAUGGAGAUGGACAACGAGACCAUCAUCAACAUGGUGAACAAAGCCGUGACGGUCAUCAUGAACCGGCUCAAUUCUCUGGCGCAGUUCGACGGGCCCGACAGCAAAGUCGCCACUCUUGUCACUGCCGCCAACAGUCAUGACAAUUUAUGCCGAAUGGAUCCCGCUUGGCAUCCUUGGCUGUAAACAUUUUGGUCCUUCGAGCCGGAUCAAAAACUGAUCAGUUAUUUAACUUGGUCCUUUGAAACUCGAUAUUUUUAAUCACUGUUUGUCAAAAAUAGACAUGUGUUUAACAAUUAAAAUGUAUUUCUCAUAAUGCCGUAUGACUGAAGAUUUGUUAUUGACGUGUCUUAGAUUAAGAAGUUUUACAUUAAUAGUGAUGUUAAGUUAGGAAUUAUGUUGAUAGAUAGUACGAAAUUGUACAUCAGGAUACGGACUACGUUUAUAAUAAAACUGUGAUCUUUGGUAUCCGAAGGGUAUUAAAAAUAAAAUAUGAUGUAUAAUAAA
Messenger RNA from Pectinophora gossypiella (pink bollworm), 12153 nucleotides. It is a transcript of the gene Nipped-A, whose product is annotated as transcription-associated protein 1. The coding region runs from base 226 to 11832 and encodes 3868 amino acids. Lineage: Eukaryota; Metazoa; Arthropoda; Insecta; Lepidoptera; Gelechiidae. The transcript has 48 exons. Gene Ontology annotation, biological process: DNA repair; regulation of DNA-templated transcription. Gene Ontology annotation, molecular function: transcription coregulator activity; protein binding. Gene Ontology annotation, cellular component: nucleus; NuA4 histone acetyltransferase complex; SAGA complex. The record is from RefSeq and is a predicted model, not a curated record.